AUGUUCUUUAUCUCACAAGAGGAUAAAGGGCUAGAGGCUGAAUUCUUUCCUCCUGGAAGUGAGGCCAAAAGACAAAUUUCAUUUGUUGCUCAAUCUUUACAAUUACCUCCAUCCGUUGACUGUUGCAUAUUGAUGUCUACCUUUACCAUUCUCACGCCGCAUUAUUCCAAAAAGUUUCUGCUUCCGCUUAGAGAGAUCAUUAGGGAAGAAGACCAAAAUGCUCAAGUCACCCUGUUGGGGUAUCUGAAACAACUUUGCCCAGUUGAGUGGGACAACUUUGUACGAGAUACAAAAAUAUUGCCCAAGGAGGCUAAUUUAUUCCCAUCUUAUGCAUUUAACACAAGUUCAAGCAAUGGAAAGGUCAAGAAGAAGAAGACAGAUGAUAUUCUGUUUUAUACCAUUGAUUUCAAACCUUUUGUUGAACGGUAUCCGGUCAAAAAUGUCAAGAUUGUACAACUCUACAGUGACAAUACAGACAAGUCAGAACGCAGAUUGGAGCCAGUGGCAAGGCAAAACAAGGAGAGAAUCAAGAACAUUGAGUUUUCACUGAGAGCUUCUCAUGAUCUUGUCAUUGCGUGUCUAGACAAAGACAAGCAAUGUAAAGAAGGAGGAGAGACUCAAAUUUACUCUGCGCUCAUCAACAAUCACUCGGAGAUCUUACCCAAUGGCCGAAGACUUCCCAAGACCAAAUUGAUCCAUGCCAAUCAGGAUAAUUAUCUCGAAGAACAUCUCAAGAUUUGUAACAUGCUUGGAGAAUCUGAAGAAUUCUAUAAUCACCGUACUCAUAGACUGGUGCAAAAGAAUUCAUCAAAAAACAUUGGUGUCUUUGGUGAUGGUCCAGCUGGAAAAGAACAAAUGCUUGGUACACUCGCUGCUGAAUCAAUAUUGUUCAUCAUUCAUCGGGGGAAAGUUACAUUAUGUACAUUCAGAUUUCUUUAA
Molecule: messenger RNA, 939 nt
Organism: Melampsora larici-populina 98AG31
Lineage: Eukaryota; Fungi; Basidiomycota; Pucciniomycetes; Pucciniales; Melampsoraceae
Product: family 48 glycosyltransferase
Exons: 7
Coding region: 1-939 (312 amino acids)
Biological process (GO): fungal-type cell wall polysaccharide biosynthetic process; (1->3)-beta-D-glucan biosynthetic process
Cellular component (GO): plasma membrane; 1,3-beta-D-glucan synthase complex
Molecular function (GO): 1,3-beta-D-glucan synthase activity
Source: RefSeq, a predicted model, not a curated record